CUACAUUCCGGAAGUGUCAUUUUUGUUUACAUGAGAGACGUAUUCAUUGAAAUGUACUGUAGAAACUAAGAAAGAAUAUGAACACAGCCCGGGGCUUCUGACGAAUGAUUUAAACAAUUUCUUACUCGCAUAAUAGCUAAUUCAACAUUGUUUUAUAAUGUCAAGACAGCCAACAUCGCAAUCUCAGAGAGGAAGCCAAAGAAGCAAUGCUCCAUCCAGAGCUCAAUCUGAGGGGAGGGAGGCCCCGAUAGACAGGAGAAGUUACAUUCCUCCAGAUGGAUAUGACACAGAAGCCAUGAAACAAUUCAGGACGUACCUCACGGAGACGGGGGUGGAGGAGACAUUCCAGAAGCUGGUCAAAAUGUUACUUAAUCGGCCCACCCUUCCCUACAACCCCUACCCGGGCUUCGUUCUUCGAUUCCGACAGUAUGCAGAAAAAUUUCACAUGGAGCAAGAAACCAUUGGAAAGAUACAGCAGUCUUUACGAAAUGCCCUGCAGGAGACGUACUUGCCUAACUUGUUCUGUGUGAAGGGACACGACACAGUGUGGGGUUUGUCUAGUAUCCUGCGGGCUGUCGAUCCGUCCUCCCUGGAAAAGUAUCGCUGGCUGAUGGACGACCUCACCCCCCACCCCGAGGACAUCAUAUCUACUCAGGACUACUCUAAUCAAGUGAUGCUAGCUUUAGUUGGUCCAGUGGUGUUUGAUGGGACAUUUUAUCCAUACGUCCACAGCAUCAAGAUCCGAAUAGAGCAUCUUAUCACUGGUCCGGAUGUCAAGGAGGGAGUGGCAGUGUUUGUAAACAGUGUGAUGGCUAGUAUUGAUGCUAUGUACUCUAACCCUAGACAUCUUAUGAUGGGAGUGAACAUCCCAGAUAUUGACGAGGAAUAUCCAGACAUUACAGUGUAUGAUCUUUGGGACCCUGACAAAAUCCAAGAAGAAAAGGAGGAGUUCCUGCAGGUUUUGAGUGACACUGUUAUUGGCAAUAAGUACAUUUGUAUGGAGUGCGUAUUCCGAGCGGAUCCGUAUUAUCCAAAGUACAUCCGAGGACAAAUCCAGUAUGGACUCAACUUCAUUGAAAUCAGUAAUGACAAUGUAGAAGAAGGGAUUGUGAGUUUUACCGAGUUUCCGAUGGCAUGUUUACACGAGGGAGUGUUUCUGAACAGAUCUCACGCCGAGCAGUACAUAUCUAUAUUUUCUCCACAAGUUGAUCCAUUUCAAAAUGAUGGACCAAGAUCAGCCUUGGGUCAGCCGGAGAGGCCAGACAGGCUAGAGAUAGGGGGCCCCAGGAACUACAGUCGACAGAGCAGGAACCGCCCACCCACUAUAGCCCAGGACCAGGAUAUAAGGGCCGUCAGACGUCACGUGUAUGACAGGACCACCCACAUCAUGCCCAAGAAAGUCAGAAUUGACGGGUUCCGUAUCGGGGAUGAGAACUCCUACGGCCCUUACGCAUGGCAGAUUACAACCCCAAUAAAAUCUCAUUUCCAGAAGAGGAUAGCUGGCCACCACAUGCACGCUGAACUGUGCGAUGCUGUUUAUUGUGCAAUCAUACUCCUACUGUUGGACAGAGAUUCCUAUGCUCAGGAACUUCCUUUUGAGUUGUACCGACUUUUGCACAGUACUGUAGGGCUCCUGUACUUACUGAUGGAACAGAAUAAGUCUCUCAGAUACAUGGUGAAAGGCUUCUCUAAUACAAAUCAGCUGGAGGUGAUCAGAGAAAACUUAGCUUUGUACAGAGAAGCAGUGGUGCAUUUGUUCCAAAGUGAAUUAAAUGACAGAAGUAUGGAACAGAAGACAGCAGGGAAGAUCAUCGUGGCAAUGGUGGAAGAUUUUCUGCCGGGGGAGGGAUUCUCAUUUGAAUCUGUUUUAGAUGUCCAGAUGGCUCUGAAGACCUUAAAAGACAUAAACUGGUAUUGCCUGACACUGUCUAUACAGCUUGCUGAGGAUUGUCUAAGCCAGACCCCUAUACUCAAGGAAGUGAUGAUUGCUAUGAAGAAUACAUUUCCCAGGGUCAUUCCUCAACCUUUGACCAGACACAGACAGAGACGUGACCCCUCGGGUGCUGAUAUGGAUUCUAAUGUUUCACAUGGAGUGGAACAUGAACACAUGAAAGAUUUACUGCACGAAAAACUCAUAGUCAACGUGGAGGAGUGCGUGGAAAAUGGAGAACACAGUAAAGCAAUAGCAAAAGAAGCUGUACUUAUACAGUAUAUGUUAGACACACACCUGGAUGAAGUGUGGAGGGAGUAUUUAUUGAUGAUUGCCAGAGCCCAGUAUUUCCCUCCAAAUCCCUACCCAAGAUUUGUCUCCCUUCUCAGGCAACAUGCCAUGAGGAUGGACCUAUUAUUUGAGAAGCCAGAAGUAACUGGGGGCUCAUUACUAGCCACUCAAAUAGGGGUCGCUGACCAUGAAAACUUUAUCCACACAAUCAAUGGAGUAGAUGCUUACGGGACUGUCAGUGCCCUGCGAGUUCUGGACACUGUGGCAUUCAUGCCGUUAAGCCAGAUCAUUCAACUGUUUGUCCAGCAAAACUACAUUCAGAGAAAAGGUGCUUACAGGGCUGGAAUCUGUCUAGCUCUGAGUGGUCCUAGUAUCCUGUAUGGGAAGAUGCAGCCUUACUUAAAUGAGGUGGAGCUACAUGAACAUUAUUACAUACAGGGACCACCAGGCUGCUCAGGGGAUGCUAUCCAACUGUUUGCUCUGAUGGUUCACAACCAUGUGAAUGAUAUGUUGAUGAAGAACGCGAUUCCGGUGGUGGGCGUGUUUUUUGGGGAGACAAAGUGGACGUGGGAGGAGAUCCUGACCCGCAAACAGUCCUUCAUGGACAUGCUGGUCAACAGCACCUCCAGGAGUGAACCAGUCUUCUUAAAGGCCUUCAUUUUGAUGGAUCAUUGGAGAUACGUCCCUGUUAGAAAAUACUUUCUUCUUCACUUCAUCACAGACGACGAGAUCGAUGGUGAAAUCUUCUACCCCGAUAACCCGGUUGCCUUCUACCAAAGUGUCUUCCUUUCCAGAGACAGGGCUGCCUUCCACUACCAGAAUGGGGGACCCACUAAUGGGGGGGACCCAAUGAACACCACCAACAUCCGGAGUGCCCAGCAAUUCCUGGACAGAAUGAUCUCGGUAUCUAAGGACCGAUGUGAUUGGAUGACUGUCCACAGAGGACUGCUGCUUAAAAGUCUAAUGAAUCAGAACCAGAUGCAUGUGGUGGAGUCCUGGAGGAUGUUACACAGUAUGGCUGCUCAGAUCGAGUAUCUCAUUGCUAUGCUCGAUAGCCUGCAGGAUCUCCUGGUCAUCACCAUGGAGUCCCUCGAGUACAUCAACAAAAAUCGUAGCCGAGGCGCCACAGGGAACAGCCAGGGACGGAGUCGGGGAAAGAGUCAGACGCCCAGUAAACCGCUGCCUGCUGGGGUCAUUCCAGACUUUGAGUGCCCAGUUGAUGAAUCGGUUUUCGGAAGAAUGACCAUGGUUUUUCACAAGAAGAUGGUGGAGGUCACCCAAGCCCGUAUAUUUCUGACUGGAACUCCCCUGACAGAGUUCUUAAAAGCUAAACUCAAGACAUGCAUAGAGGAGGACCCCAGAUUGGACAACUUCUACCUUGCUUACAACACAGAGACUCUGUUCCGAUUGGAAGAAGUGAAACAUAUGUUGCGAUUUGUGCAGGAUAGUUUGGCAGCAGAUGUUCACCAUAUUUCUCCUAAUGCCAUGUCUGCAACAGAAAAUCUCACUGCUGAUGAAAUUCUACAAGGGAGACCAAGUUCUGUUGUAUCUUACAUGCUCAAUGAUCCAUAUCUCUACCGUCCUCGACCUCAGGCUCAAAUGAUGCACACAAUACUGGAGUGAAAUAUCAGCUGCACAGACUCAGUAGGAUUCAUUAUGAUAUAGUGUUAUAAUCAGACCUAAAACUGCAAGGAUUCAUUAGUGUUCUAAUCCAACCUAAGGCUGCACGGACUCAGUAGGAUUCAUUAGGAUAUAGUGUUCUAAUCUGACCUAAGGCUGCACAGACUCAGUAGGAUAUAAUGUUUUAAUCCGACCUAAGGCUGCACGGACUCAGUAGGAUAUAAUGUUCUAAUCAGACCUAAGGCUGCACGGACUCAUUAGUGUUCUAAUCCGACCUAAGGCUGCACAGAUUCAGUAGGAUAUAAUGUUCUAAUCAGACCUAAGGCUGCACGGACUCAGUAGGAUAUAGUGUUCUAAUCCGACCUAAGGCUGCACAGACUCAGUAGGAUAUAAUGUUCUAAUCAGACCUAAGGCUGCACGGACUCAGUAGGAUAUAGUGUUCUAACCAGACCUAAGACUGCAAGGAUUCAUUAGUGUUCUAAUCCGACCUAAGGUUGCAUGGAUUCAGUAGGAUAUAAUGCUCUAAUCCGACCCAAGGCUGCACGGAUUCAGUAGGAUAUAAUGUUCUAAUCCGACCUAAGGCUGCACGGACUCAGUAGGAUAUAGUGUUCUAAUCCGACCUACAAUAUAGCACUGUUAUACAUGUACAGUGAUACUUGGAUAUAAAACACCCUAACUUAUACUGAGUCUUGGUGCAAUGCAGUCUGGAACUUCUAUAGAAAAAACCCUCAGAAACAGACUGGAAUUUUCAUAUGUUGCCACUAAGUGGUUUACAAGUGUUGUUGUAAUACAUGUGAAAUACUGACAUUGGUUUAAUCACCAAAGUUAACGAGCUUGCAUAAAUCCGUGCCAAUUACUUUUACUGACCACUUUUUUAUUCAAACAUACAUGGCUGUGAUAAAAAUAAACACUUUGUAAUAAAUAUUUUAAUACUGAU
Molecule: messenger RNA, 4778 nt
Organism: Ostrea edulis (European flat oyster)
Lineage: Eukaryota; Metazoa; Mollusca; Bivalvia; Ostreida; Ostreidae
Exons: 30
Coding region: 158-3844 (1228 amino acids)
Source: RefSeq, a predicted model, not a curated record